CUAGACGCAUAUUAAAGUCUUCUUAACAAUAAACGACUAGGUAAGCAUACAAGUUAUUGAAGCGGUAACAUGGGCGUCACUGUACUCCAACCCUACCCACUGCCCGAUGGCAAAUCCGGUGCCCACAUUAUUGACCUUCUCGGCAAACGUCUGCUCUCGCUGGGAGCUACACACGCCGGUCAAUUCCUUGUGGACUGCGAAACUUUUAUUUCAACACCACAACAUGGAGCACCGACCCGUGCGGUACAUGUGCUGCACAACUCCGAAUAUCCCGCAUCCACAUUCUCCAUGAUUGACAACGGAACGGGCAAGCAAGUCUCCCUGGUGGCCGAUAACAUUUUCGAUCUGCUGAUGCUUAAGAUGACAGCCACAUUCACAUCAAAGAAACAGACUAAAAUAGAAUCGCGUGGCGCCCGUUUCGAAUACGGAGACUUUGUCAUCAAACUCGGUUCCGUUACCAUGAUGGAGCACUUCAAGGGCAUACUUAUCGAGAUUGAGUAUCGGCCUUGUGUGAUGCUCUCCUAUUGCUGGGAAAUGAUACGUGAAAUGUUGCAAGGGUUUCUCGGCAUCAAUGUAGCCAAGGAGUAUCCCAGCUACUUUACCACGCAGACCAUCAUUAACGCCAUGGGUCAGCAGCAAGUGCAUCCCAAACAGAACGACAUCUACGAGCCCAUGGACACAGUCAAGCAGUAUUUGGAACAUUUCACCAACUAUCGCAAGCACGUCCAAAUGCAUACCGCUAUGGGCGGCACAGGUGGCGGCGGUGUCGGUGGACCUGUGGUUAUGGGUAUGCAGCCAUCGUCUGUGGGCGGCGCCGGCAUGGGGCGUGCUUGAUGUGAGGUGAAGCUGGAGCCGCCAGAUGCCACAUAGCAUGAGGUAAUGGCGCCAGCCACAUCUCCAGAUCAACCACAAAACUCGCAAAUUGUUUAAUUUAUUCUAUUUCUUUUACAUAAUUUCUCAAAUAGUGCAACCUUUGUGUAAAGUGCUAAAGAACGAUAAUUUGUAUGAAAACAUUUUGAAUGGCUUAUAUAUGUUUAAAAAUAAGAAAAGUAAUACAUAUUGUAAAUAGCCACAUAAAUUGUAAAUGAAAAGAAGCCGCCCAAAAGAUAGGGGUCCUUGCAGACGCCAAAUAUGUAGUUUAGUAGUGCUGCCCUGUCAGCUACAGAGAUAGAGAUAUAGAAACAAUUUGGCAAUUUAGUCGUUCGUUGAAAACACUAUAUGUUAUUAUUAUAACUAAUGAAAUCCGACAUUAAAAACGUAAUUGCGAACUUAUCUUUCCCUUACCACAGAACUGAAAACAAAACAGCGUAACCCAUUUUU
Messenger RNA from Scaptodrosophila lebanonensis, 1320 nucleotides. It is a transcript of the gene MED20, whose product is annotated as mediator of RNA polymerase II transcription subunit 20. Gene Ontology annotation, biological process: regulation of transcription by RNA polymerase II. NCBI's taxonomy places the organism in Eukaryota, Metazoa, Arthropoda, Insecta, Diptera, Drosophilidae. The transcript has a single exon. The record is from RefSeq and is a predicted model, not a curated record. Gene Ontology annotation, cellular component: mediator complex. The coding region runs from base 70 to 834 and encodes 254 amino acids. Gene Ontology annotation, molecular function: transcription coactivator activity.